ACGAAUUCCCAUCAGAAAACGGUUUCCAGAUACUGAGAACUGCCAAUGGCGACGGUACAAAACUACUCUGUCGUUGACACGAUCCCCGCGCUCUCAAUUUUACUCUCCUCUCUCAGACACCUCCCUACGGACCCGCCUUCGCUAUUUUUCGACAUCGAGGGUGUUAAUCUUGGCCGGCAUGGUUCGAUAUCGCUCAUGUCACUCUAUGUAGCUCCUCAAUCAACGACCUACAUUAUUGAUGUUCACAUCCUCGGCGCCGAGGCUUUCCAAGUCGUGGACACACAACUCUCUCAAGGACAUACUGGAAAGUGCGGAUAUCCCUAAAGUCUUCUUCGACAUCCGCAACGAUUCAGAUGCCUUAUACAGCCUUUACGGUAUCAGCGUCAAUGGAAUCAUAGAUAUCCAGCUUUUGGAGCUUGCGACACGAAAAUCUUCAAAGAGCUAUGUAGCUGGACUGGCGAAAUGUAUUGAAAAGGAUAGCAACGCAUCAGCCGGUACGAAAAUGGCGUGGCACCGAACGAAAGAUUCCGUUGGCCGACUCUAUGAUCCACAGAGAGGCGGCCGCUACGAAGUAUUUAAUGAACGUCCGUUGAUGACGGAAAUUCUGCAAUAUUGCAAGCAGGAUGUGGAGCUCCUUCCUUCAUUAUGGGAUGUCUACAGCUCAACGCUUCGUAAGCCUAGCAAUGGGGCUUGGAGGGCUCUGAUACGGGAAGCGAUACGGAAACGGAUCCAACUUUCACAGAGUGCAGGCUACAACGGGCAAGCGAAAAGCAAGGUAUAUGGGCCUUGGGAUACAGAUGAAAUUGAACGGAAGAUUGAUAAUUGGAACGACGAUGUAACGAUGUGUGGAGUAAAUGGGGGUAAUGCACUUGACGAGAACGACCACUGGGUUAGUUCCCGCGAGGUGCAAACCUCCAAGAGUUCUGUGUUUACACUACUUUCUCGUUUUCGAUAGAUCCAUCAUGGUUGGUUCAAAAACGUCGACGUCAAGCUUGGCGCAUGUCCCUCUGUCCGCGCCUUCACCAAGAGGCAAAACUUGGCAGUCAAAAAUCUCCGUUUUCCGUACAAGGUUGACUCAUCAC
Molecule: messenger RNA, 1082 nt
Organism: Lindgomyces ingoldianus
Lineage: Eukaryota; Fungi; Ascomycota; Dothideomycetes; Pleosporales; Lindgomycetaceae
Exons: 1
Coding region: 239-955 (238 amino acids)
Biological process (GO): nucleobase-containing compound metabolic process
Molecular function (GO): nucleic acid binding; 3'-5' exonuclease activity
Source: RefSeq, a predicted model, not a curated record